AGAAAUUUUACUUUAAAUGUUGUCCUACAAGAUCAGGAUACAAAUAUGCUGUUAUUAAUGCAUGCUUAUAGUGUAUUUAAUGAAGAAAAUCCCACAGAUGUGACAAUUAACUUCUUUGCGUGGCAAAACAAAAGAAUGGGAACUGAUUCAAAUUGUUUGUCUCAGGCCACAAAGCCUGCUGUGUCAGACCUGGAGAGCAGCAUGCUCACUAUUAUCCAAACUUUCCACCAAUACUCGGGUCAGAAGUGCAAUCUGAAGAAAGCAGACCUUAAAGAACUUAUCAACAAUGAGAUGAAUAAUUUCAUAGUGAAAAUCAAGGAGAAUGACACUCUGGAUAAACUCUUCGCUGACCUCGACCAGAACGGAGAUCUGGAGAUCGACUUCAAAGAGUUCAUUGCCCUCAUCGCCAUGGUCACCUCUGCUUGCAAUGAACUGUUUGUUCCAAAGCAACAAAAGAAUUAGUUUGCAUGCACAUGAAUUACUCAUUUAAAGAGAGUAUGUGUGUUUUUUUUUUUUUUAGACAUCCUUUGAGACUGGGAGACUAUCACUAACCAUGCAUCAGAGUUUGAUACUUCUUUUUAGUAUGGAAAUGUUUGCUGAAUACACGCACCAGUCACUUUAUUAAGUACACCUAUUCACCUGCUCAUUAACACAAAUAUCUAAUAAGCCAAUCAUAAGGCAGCAACUCAACAGAUUUAAAUAUGUAGAUAUGGUCAAAAUCACCUGCUAAGCUCUAACUGCGCAUCAAAAGGGGGAAGAAAGGUCAUUUAAGUGAAUGUGGCAUGGUUGGUGGUACCAAAUUGGCUGCUCAUCUGCUGGUAUUUUACCACACAACCAUCUAUUAUGGAAAAAGAGAGGCUAUCCAGUAAGCGGCAGGUCUGUGGGUGAAAAUACUAUGUCAGUGUCAGAGGAGAAUGGCCAGAUUGAUUUGCGGUAAUAGGAAGGCAGCAGGACCUCCCUCUUUACAACCAAAGCAUAGAAUCUCUGAAGGCAUAAAAUUAAACCUCGAGCCUUGAAGCAGAUAAACCACAGCAGCAGAAGGCUACUCCUAUCGACUGAGGCCACAACAUGCACAGGAUCACCAGACUUGGACAACGGAAGACUGAAAAAUGUUGCUGAUCGGAUGAGUGUAGAUUUCCCCUGUGACAUUUGGACGGCAGAGUCCGAAUGUGAUGUAAGCAAGAUGAACUUUGGGAUCUAUGGAUCCUGCAGGAUAUUUUUUGGCUAUUUAGUACCAAUUGGGCUUAAACACCACAGCCUACCAGUAUAUUGUUGUUGAACCUGUCGAUCCCUUUAUUACUACAGGGUACCCAUCUCCUGAUGGCUGAUUGCAGGAGGAAAACACAUGUCCCAAAGCUCAGAUAGUCUCAGACUAGUCUCUUUAACAUGAGUUCAGUGUCCUCAAAAAGCCUCCACAGUCACCCGACCUCAAUCCACUUUUGGGAUGUGGUGGAACACCAAAUUUGCAUCAUGAUGUGCAGCCAACAAAUCUGCAGCAACUGUGUGGAGCUAUCAUGUCAAUAUCUCUGAGAAAUGUUUCCAGCAUCUUGUUGAAUCUGUUUCACAAAGAAUUAAUGUAGUAAUGAAGGCAAAAGAGGGUCCAAACAGGCACGACCAAUGUAUACCUAAUAAAAUGGCUGGUGAGUUUCUAAUAUAGCAUGUGUGGAAUAUGUAUUUGUGAAACAAAAAAUAUAUAUAAAUGGAUGAUACUUCCACAUAUUUGUCUGUCAUUACAAACAUGCACGUUCAUCUGACAGAAAUGAUAAUCUACAGCAGUACUGAGACAUGUUUAACAGAUGCUGCUUUACAACAUGCUAUAUGUGACUGAACG
Molecule: messenger RNA, 1831 nt
Organism: Oreochromis aureus
Lineage: Eukaryota; Metazoa; Chordata; Actinopteri; Cichliformes; Cichlidae
Product: protein S100-B-like
Exons: 2
Coding region: 46-462 (138 amino acids)
Biological process (GO): positive regulation of cell population proliferation; positive regulation of canonical NF-kappaB signal transduction
Cellular component (GO): cytoplasm; nucleus
Molecular function (GO): transition metal ion binding; calcium ion binding; S100 protein binding
Source: RefSeq, a predicted model, not a curated record